Messenger RNA from Belonocnema kinseyi, 843 nucleotides. RefSeq lists its product as uncharacterized. The record is from RefSeq and is a predicted model, not a curated record. The transcript has 3 exons. Bases 1 to 843 code for a protein of 280 amino acids. NCBI's taxonomy places the organism in Eukaryota, Metazoa, Arthropoda, Insecta, Hymenoptera, Cynipidae.
AUGGUAAUAAAAGUAGGUCUAUCAAGCUCGAGAACACUCUUUAUGUCUCAGACAUGUCUGGGUAUUGAUAUGGAUCGAACCAAGGAGAGAUUACGUCUUCCUCAAUCUGAUUAUAUCCGAGAUAUUUUAAAUAAAUUCGGAAUGUCUAGUAGCAAACCCGCCAGCACUCUACUUGCUCUCGGUACUAAAUUAUCAAUCAAUUCGGAAGAGAACUCAUCGGGGGCACUUAUGUACUUAUUUAUAGGAACACGUCCCGAUAUUAGUCACGCAGUCAAAUCCUUGAGUCUGUUCAAUAGAUGUCAGCGUAAAGCUCACUGGGCGGCAGCCAAACGUACCCUAAGAUAUUUAAAAGGUACGAUCAGUCUCAAACUGUUUUACAGAAAGGAUGACGAAAAUUUCAGAUAUAAUGUAGAUGCUGAUUAUGGAAAUUGCAUAAUAGAUGGUGAUAUCAUUGGAAUCGUGGAAUCAAAGAACAGUUGCCCUUUCACCGACCGAAGCCUAAUACAUGAGUAUUACAACAUGACCUUGCAGACUUAUGAAACUGAUGAGAACAGUUGUAUUACUACGGUGAAAGAACAAGUAACGAGAGUCUCCGGAAAGAAAAUUGACCGUAAUGGUGUACAGAAAAGGAGACCUUGCUUAGUGCGAUCUACAAACAGUAGUAAAGCCACUUCAUACAGGGCUUUAGCUGCAGAAAGAUCAUCUGGAGAAACUUUUCAGAGCCUCACUAAAGAGCAGAUGUUUAACAACGCUCUGGUGAAAGUUGACGCUGCGUCGUAUUACCUUGAAGCUAGUCUAACCAGCAACGAGUUGGACAGCCUGAGGGAGAAAGUCUCUGAAUAG